Messenger RNA from Nelumbo nucifera (sacred lotus), 1089 nucleotides. The record is from RefSeq and is a predicted model, not a curated record. Lineage: Eukaryota; Viridiplantae; Streptophyta; Magnoliopsida; Proteales; Nelumbonaceae.
AUGGACUGCGUCAAGCUCCCAGAUGUUGGUUCUCGAAGUUUAACAACGGCCUUGAUACAGUUUGGGUUUGUUCAAUCGUAUCCUGACUACUCUUUGUUCACCUAUUGCAAACACAAUGUGCGUUUGCACAUGCUGAUAUAUGUUGAUGACCUGAUUAUUGGGGGAAAUGAUACUGCUGCCAUUGUAAAAUUCAAAAGUAUCUCCAUCGGUGCUUCCAUAUACCUGGGCCCACUCAAAUAUUUCCUAGGGAUUGAAGUAGCUCAUGGCCCUGAGGGAAUAUUUUUGUCGCAACGGAAGUAUGCCCUAGACAUCAUCUCGAAAUGUGGAUUCUUAGGAGCCAAACCAACAUCCGUGCCCAUUGAACAGAAUCAUCAUCUUGCGUUGGCAAAGGGCACUCUUAUGGAGAAUCCGAAUCGGUAUCGACGAUUAGUGGGACGAUUGAUCUACUUGACCAUUACACGACCUGAGUUGUGUUAUUGUAUUCAUAUCCUAGCUCAGUUCAUGCAAAGUCCACGACAAGAACAUUGGGAUGCAGCUCUGCGCGUAGUGCGUUAUAUGAAAGGAUAUCCAGGACAAGGUCUAUUGUUCUGUUCUGAUAGCGAUCUGCGUCUAUAUGCCUAUUGCGACUCUGAUUGGGCAAGUUUUCCAUUGACACGACGAUCGUUGAUUGGCUAUUUUGUUCUGUUGGGGCAAACACCGGUUUCUUGGAAAACGAAAAAACAACAUACCAUGUCGCGCUCCUCUACAAAAGCCGAAUAUCGUUCGAUGGUUACGACAAGUUGUGAGCUGAAGUGGAUGAAGAAACUUCUUUUGUCCUUUGGGGUGGCACAUGAUGAACCUGCACGAUUGUAUUGUGACAAUCAGGUAGCUUUGCACAUAGUCGUGAAUCUAGUGUUCCACGAGCGGACAAAGCAUAUUGAGGUCAAUUGUCAUUUUGUUCGUGAUGAGCUACAGCGUGGGAACAUUGUUACUUGCCAUGUUCGAACCACAGAGCAGUUGGCUGAUAUCCUGACGAAGGCUCUGGGAAAAGAGAAAUUUGCAUAUUUCCUUGGAAAAUUGGGCAUUCGGAAUCUACAUACGCCAAUUUAA